AUGGAUAGUCAGCAGCAGAGAAGGAGGAAGCAAGAGAAGCCGCGUCACGUAAACAAUAAUGAUGACGACGUUGGUCAGUCAACGGCGCCUGUGGUCGAUUCCUCAGUUACAGCUGCUUUAGCGGCAACUACAUCGGCCGCAAACCAAACUAGCGAUACAAAAGUCAUUGCAAAUGCAUCACAUGCUACACCUAUGUUAGCGCCGAACCCCGAAACAAUUAAGAAAACUGUUUCUAAGCCAGCAACGACUUCAAAAACAAAACUAAAGAAAAACAGAACAACACCUACAACGGUAGAAUCAUCAACAACAACAAUGAAUUCACCAAUGACACCGACUGCCCCAACAGCGCAGCAUCCAAAUUUAUUCCAACAUCUCUCAAACGCAAGCAACCUUGCCACAACAUUUCCCCUCUACCCACCAACGUUACCACUGCUGCUGCCAAUAAAAUCACCACUUGUUCACAAUGCUACUGUUGCUGCUGUAGCAACCACAGAUGCUGCAACUACAACUGCUGCUACUACUACUACUACUAGUAUGCUAAAGACUAAUCAGAUUUUAAAUGAACAAGCAAUUACUAACAGUACUACCUCAAAUACUCCAGUUGUUUGCAAUACUUUUGACAUUAUUAUACCAGGCUCGUUACCUCAAUACCUACAACAUAGUUCUCAAAUGCAACAGCAGUUACUACAACAACAGCAACAACAACAUCACCCGCAUCACCAUCCACACCAUGAUGAAAAAAUGGAUGAACACGAUGAGGACCACGACGACGAUGAUGAUGAUGAUAUGAAUUGUAAUGUAGCUGAUGAUGAAGAUGACGAUGAUGAUAAACAGGCGAUUCCUGAUAGCGAUCCUCUAAAAGGCGUACACGCAGACAAAUUCUCACACAUGCGUUUACACAGACAUAGCCACGAACAUAGUUCUUAA
Messenger RNA from Helobdella robusta, 927 nucleotides. RefSeq lists its product as hypothetical. The transcript is spliced from 2 exons. NCBI's taxonomy places the organism in Eukaryota, Metazoa, Annelida, Clitellata, Rhynchobdellida, Glossiphoniidae. The coding region runs from base 1 to 927 and encodes 308 amino acids. The record is from RefSeq and is a predicted model, not a curated record.